GCAUUAAGACGGCAAGGUUGUCCGACCAUAGUGUAGACCUAUAUCAGUAAAGAGGUCGUAGUUGGAGGCCUGAAGAUGCUUCUGUCUCCCAUCCGUUGUAUCAUCCUUCUUCUCCUUGUGAACUUCGUCUAUUCUGGACGAGUUCUGAGGAAGAUCAAGGAGCACGUGCGUAAAAUCCAGUAUGAGAAAGCAAAGAAGAAUGUGCUGAUGAGCGCAGUCAACGGGCAUAAGCCCAUGAGCGAAGUGAGAGACGGGAAAAUUCACCAACCCCUGGACCACUUCGACAGUCAAAACGAUGAAACAUUUCCUCAGAGGUUUUUCGUGAAUGAAGCCUAUUGGGAGCGUCCUCAUGGCCCAGUGUUCCUGUUCAUCGGAGGGGAGGGCCCCAUCUCUGAGUUCAAUGUGCUGGCAGGCCACCAUGUGGACAUGGCUGAGGAGCAUGGGGCUCUGCUUGUGGCCCUGGAGCAUCGUUUCUAUGGCGAGAGCAUCAACAAAGAUGGCCUGGAGACUGAGAACCUGGGAGACCUGUCCAGCCAGCAGGCUCUUGCCGACGUCGCAGAAUUCCAUCAAUACAUCAGCGAUCGCUUUGACCUCUCUGACAAGAAUACCUGGAUCAGCUUCGGAGGUUCCUAUGCUGGGGCCUUGUCUGCCUGGCUCAGGGGAAAGUUCCCUCACCUGGUCUACGGUGCUGUGGCUUCCUCUGCUCCUGUCAAAGCCAAACUGGACUUCUCCACCUUCAACAAAGUGGUGGGUCUGAGCCUUGCGGACGAGGACGUUGGAGGUUCAGAUAAGUGUGUGGGGGACAUAUGGGAGGCCUUUGCUGCCGUGGAGGCCGCCCUGUUUGCAGGAAAUGCCACUGAGGUGGGGAAGGACUUUGGGUGCUGUGAGAUCCCUGAGAAUCUGGAGGACCAGAUCGAGGUAAUGCAGAGCCUGGCCGACAUCGUCAUGGGAACCGUGGAGUACAACGAGGAGGGGGGAAUCCUGACUAUUGAGGAGAUCUGUAAAAUAAUGACCAAUGAGACAGAGACCUACGAUUCGGAGACUGAGGCAUACGACCGGCUGAUCAAGCUGGUGCAGAUCUACCGGGCCACAGGCGAGGAGCCCUGUCUGGAUGCGUCCCACAAGCAGACCAUCCAGGACCUGAGUGACACAAAUCUGGACUCUGCCUACAAUGGAGAGAGACAGUGGUACUACCAGACCUGCACUGAGUUCGGCUUCUUCCAGACGUGUGAGGAUGCCAGCUGUCCCUUCUCCCGCAUGCUGACCCUGCAGGCUCAGACCGACCUGUGUGCUGAGGUGUUCAACAUCCCCCAGCACAGUCUGCCCGGACACAUCGCCUUCACCAACAAGUACUAUGGAGGAGACCACCCCGACACCGACAGGGUGCUCUAUGUCAACGGUGAAAUUGACCCCUGGCGUGAGCUCAGCGUUCUGGAAGAGGACCUGGACAAGGAGGACAAAGAUAUGGCCAUCCUCAUCAAGGGCACCUCCCACUGUGCCGACAUGAAUCCCGGCGGCGCUGCAGACCGCCCCGCCCUGAAGCAGGCCCGCAAAGCUAUUGAGAGGAAAGUUGCCAAGUGGCUGAAGGAAGCUGCCUGGAAGUUUGUCGGCUGAUGGACCCAACGACAGGUUACCUGAUCAUCUGACCUUCCUGACCAUCACUCAGCCAAUCAAACUUUGGGCAGUGAAUCACAUGGUGCUGUGGACUGAGCCCCUCUUCAUGUUUCUCCCCAUGGGUCAGGUCCUCUAAGGUGGUGUUCUUCUGUUUUUUUUCUAACAUUCUUCUAGUGUUUUCCUAUUGUUUUCCCUAUGGUUUUUCCUGGUGUUUUCCUAAUGUUUUUCUAGUGUUUUCCCUAUGGUUUUUCCUGGUGUUUUCCUAAUGUUUUUCUAGUGUUUUACCUAUGGUUUUUCCUGGUGUUUUCCUAAUGUUUUUCUAGUGUUUUUCCUAUGGUUUUUCCUGGUGUUUUUCCUGGUGUUUUCCUAAUGUUUUUCUAGUGUUUUUCCUAUGGUUUUCCUGGUGUUUUCCUAAUGUUUUUCUAGUGUUUUCCUAUGGUUUUCCUGGUGUUUUCCUAAUGUUUUUCUAGUGUUUCUCCUAUGGUUUUUCCUGGUGUUUUUCCUAAUGUUUUUCUAGUGUUUCUCCUAUGGUUUUUCCUGGUGUUUUUCCUGAGUGUUUUUCUAACGUUCUAGUUUUUACAUUUGUGGUUUUCUAACGUUUCUCUAACGUUUGUGUUUUUCCUAACGUUUUAUAGUGUUUUUCUAACGUUUUCAUAGUGUUUAUUGAACGUUUUUAUAGCGUGCUUGAAUUUACUCCAGUAUAUAAGUUAUAGAUUUAUAUUUUAAUCGACAGUUUUAGUAAUUUAGGGAAACACUUAUAAUGCUGUACACAGUAUUUAAGUUUCCUAACUACGCACUGGUAGCGUAUAGCUAACCAGAGAAUCUCAGUAUAAGACAACUUUAACAUCAUGGAGUGUUCUAAGGUUUACAGACAUUCACACAUUUUCCUUGGUCUGGAUUCAGUGAAGUUAUCUCAGACAAAACAUUAUCUGAAUGUGUGCUGGAUUGCUUUGUAGUUCAUUUGAUUUCAUCCUGCAAGUUGGAAAAGUAUCAUCAAUAAAAGUUUGCUGAUAA
This is a messenger RNA of Oncorhynchus gorbuscha (pink salmon), 2628 nucleotides long. RefSeq names its product thymus-specific serine protease. The coding region runs from base 76 to 1614 and encodes 512 amino acids. Gene Ontology annotation, cellular component: lysosome; endosome. The transcript has 12 exons. The record is from RefSeq and is a predicted model, not a curated record. Lineage: Eukaryota; Metazoa; Chordata; Actinopteri; Salmoniformes; Salmonidae. Gene Ontology annotation, molecular function: dipeptidyl-peptidase activity; serine-type exopeptidase activity. Gene Ontology annotation, biological process: proteolysis.